This is a messenger RNA of Rhizopus microsporus ATCC 52813, 195 nucleotides long. RefSeq lists its product as uncharacterized. The record is from RefSeq and is a predicted model, not a curated record. Lineage: Eukaryota; Fungi; Mucoromycota; Mucoromycetes; Mucorales; Rhizopodaceae. The coding region runs from base 1 to 195 and encodes 64 amino acids. The transcript is spliced from 4 exons.
AUGGCUUCAUCUCUGGUAAGAAUGACCUCCAGGUUUUUUGGCUUUUUACUUCUGGGUCUCUGGAUGGCCUCCAUGGUUUGCCAGUUUUCUGGCCUCCAGGUUCGUUGGCUUUGUGGGCCUUUGACUUCUUGGGUCUCUAAUGGUUUCAUGGUCCUUCAUCGGUCAUUGAUUCCAGGUAUAUAUCAUUCUCUUUGA